Adineta ricciae is the source of this 969-nucleotide messenger RNA. Lineage: Eukaryota; Metazoa; Rotifera; Eurotatoria; Adinetida; Adinetidae. The record is from the annotation of a GenBank genome assembly.
AUGAAAUCUUCAAUGACAGAGACUGUCUUUCACGACAGUAAAUAUAUCCUUCAUCGUGUCAAAUUCGGUAUUUAUACUAUAUUAGCAGUUGCAUCAAUUGUUCUUUCUCUUCUUAUGUUUAUUUUUUUUCUUACUCAUCAACAUAUUGUUCGUAUUCGUCAAAACCAGGCUCUAUUACUUUUACUCGUUGUCAAUUUCAUUCAAAUUACAUUAAAUCUACCAAUGGUUAUCCAUUACAACCGUCUUGGUUAUAUCAGUCCAGCAACAGUGGCCUAUUGCACCUGGUGGGAAUUUAUUGAGUAUACUCUUAACGCAUCAGGUGAAAUUUUGAUGAGUAUCAUUUCAAUUCAAAGACAUCUACUUAUUUUUCACGGAGAAUUAUUUCAUAAACGCUUUUAUCGAUACCUGUUGCAUAAUAUUCCGCUUUGUUUGUUUGGUAUUAUCUAUCCAAUUGUAUUUUACUUUUGUGUCCUCGUGUUCUAUACAUGUGAUGGAACUCAAUUAAAUUUUACCUUAAAUGGAUGCGGUAUAGCAGCUUGUUAUCUCGUCUAUAGUAAAGUGUUAGCUACAUACGAUUGGGCUGUUAAUAAUGGUAUGCCGAUUAUACUUAUAACUUUUGCUAAUGUAAUACUUCUUGUACGAGUUGUACGACAAAAACUUCGUCGUCAACGAGUAAUGCCAUGGAAAAAGCAAAGACGGAUGACUAUACAGUUAUUGAGUAUUUCAAGUCUAUACUUUUUUGGAUGGUUUCCGAGCAUGGUCGUAGCGGUUGUGCAACAAUUAUGGUAUCCUACUUUCUUAGCGGAUGCUCAAUUGGAUUACAUAUACGAUCUGGUUUAUUUUAUAUGUCUUUUAUUACCAUGGGUAUGUCUGGGACUGUUUCCUGAAUUUACGAAUUGGAUUCGGAUGUGUGUGUUUCGUCUGAAUGCAGCGCAGAAUAUUAUUCGACCGGCCACCCGUGCAAAUUGA